GUUCCUCCAAUCAUGUCGUCGUUUCAAAAUCCCAGUUUCUUCUCACUGAAGAAGAAGCUCUUGCUGGGGAGUUCUUCAAGUUGUUUCCUCUUCAAUCGGAUUGUAAUUUUGUCGGGAAAAGUUAACACCAUCCACGAUUCGCAACGAGGUGUAUUGAAAAGUUUGUGUUUUUAAUGCUUCUUUGGUUUCACCAACUCCAUUAGCAAGGAACAAGAAUGCAAAGUCUUAGUCAACUUGGACCUUCGGAGAUUUUCCUAGUAGCCAGAAGAGAUCAACCCAGUACGAGGGCACAGCUUUGGUUCACGGGAAGACUCUCUUUUCGACAAGAAACAAAUGGGGUUCGUUUAAAGAAUAGAGUAGAGUUUAGUCCAAGACCUGUGCCUCCAAAUCUGAUUGCAGCAGAGAAAGAAGAAGCUAAAGCUGUUUUAACUCUAUUCUUCAAGAAGCAAGGUCUUAGCAACAGUCUCUCCUCUCGGUUAAUCAACAAGUCUGAUCAAUUCAUUGACCAUUUAGUCUCCAGGCUCCAUUCUGUUCAUAAAGCAAGAUACCUCGUAGGAAGAGAGCUUACUACUCUUGAGAUCCGAGACUCUCUUGAACCUUACCUUGAACAGCUUCAUGAAGAACACGGUGAUCUCCUCUCUGACCUUGUUGUGAGCUACCCAGAUCCACCAGCUGAGCCUAGACCUCUUGCCUCAUCUCCACUUCCGGUCUUACAACCUCGUGGUGACACAAAUUCUGCUGCAGACACUCGGAAACUCAGAGCUGUGUCUCGAGUCAGUGAACUUGAUCCAGAAGGUGCAUUACGUCCUCAGACUCUUUACCUUCUUGACCUUGGUUUAAACCUAGAGCAGAUCAAAACGAUCACUCGCAAGUUCGCUGCUUUUCCUUAUUACAGCCUUGAUGGAAAAAUCAAACCUGUCGUUGAGUUCCUUCUAGGCCUUGGAAUUCCUAAAUCAGACAUCCCCACAAUCUUAUGCAAACGCCCACAGAUAUGCGGAAUCAGCUUAACCGAUAACCUCAAACCGACAAUGGUCUUUCUCGAGACACUUGGCAUUGAUAAGACUCAAUGGGCAAAGAUCAUUUCCCGUUUCCCAGCAAUACUCACUUACAGCCGCCAGAAACUUACUUCAACUGUCGACUUCUUAACCCAAGCCGGUCUCACAGAAGAACAGAUUGGGAAAAUCCUAACCCGAUGUCCUAACAUCAUGAGUUACAGUGUAGAAGACAAGCUCCGUCCAACAAUGGAGUACUUUAGAUCGCUCAACGUGGAUGUUGCGGUUCUCCUUCAUCGAUGUCCGCAAACGUUUGGAUUAAGCAUAGAGUCGAAUUUGAAGCCUGUAACAGAGUUCUUCCUUGAAAACGGUUAUAGUUUAGAUGAGAUAGGGAUUAUGAUCUCAAGAUAUGGAGCUUUGUACACAUUCAGCUUGAAAGAGAAUCUGAUGCCGAAAUGGGAUUACUUUCAGACAAUGGAUUAUCAGAAUUCGGAGCUGGUGAAGUUCCCGCAGUUUUUUGGGUAUAGUUUACGAGAGAGGAUCAAGCCGAGAUAUGAGCUGGUGAAGAGAAGUGGAGUGAGACUGCUGUUGAACCAGGUUUUGUCGCUGUCGGGAGUAGAGUUCGAGAAAGUUGUUAAGAAGAAGAUGAUGAAACUUGCGUCUGUAAACAACGUAAGUAGUGGUGAUUUGUUGUGAAUGUUCUAGUUUUAGACUAAUUAAUUUGCCGGAGUUUAGGAUGAUCAAUCAGUGAGUGACUUGACUCUCAUAAGACCAAAACAACUCUUUUGUUGGGCCUUACUUGAAUAGGCUCGCAUAUAUAUAUUUCGUAUUCACAACUCCAAUUUUAAGAAAUGUCCAAAUUGACCCCAAUUCUAUCGCGAACCACUAAUUUUAAGUCGGUUCAUCGCUUCCGCGAAUCCCAAUUUUCUCUCGAUCGAUAAACCCUAAAAAGCUCAUCACCGUUCAAUCUGAAUUUACAUCGAUCUUGAUCUCUGGGCAUUGUUGUUCCAAAUUGAUCUCUCUAUCUCUCUCUCUCACUAUCGGGAAAGAAAAUGUCGUCUGUAGGAACAUCGAAAGGGGUACUGGAGAUCGUAAAGUUUGGUGUCUACGUCGCAGUUCCGAUCGUCCUUAUGUAUACAUUCGCCAACAACAGCACCAAUAUCAAGAAAUUCAUGGGCAAUCGUUCAUAUGUUGUCUAUCCUGAAGAGGCACCUCGACCUCCUCCACCCGAGGAGCUAAGGGAGAUGGCACGAGAGCUCGCCCGUAAGAAGAAUCUCUCUUAAGAGUUGUGAUCAGACGGGAAGGACUAAACAGAAGAGUUCGAUGUUAUCUGUAAUAGUAAAAUUGCUCAGCGUAGCAAACUGACAUAUAAUAAGGUAAUGUUAUGUUGUUGAUUCCUGUAAGAUCAAAAAAAUGGAAUGUACAAGAAAAGCAAUAAUGACGAAGAGGUGGCAUUUGUUUUGUUCAAGAACCUUGGUUACGUUUUGUGCUUAAAUACACAUAAAUGGAUACAUCAUUUGUAGUAAAAUUA
Molecule: messenger RNA, 2523 nt
Organism: Camelina sativa (false flax)
Lineage: Eukaryota; Viridiplantae; Streptophyta; Magnoliopsida; Brassicales; Brassicaceae
Product: transcription termination factor MTERF5, chloroplastic-like
Biological process (GO): regulation of DNA-templated transcription
Molecular function (GO): double-stranded DNA binding
Source: RefSeq, a predicted model, not a curated record